This is a messenger RNA of Sodiomyces alkalinus F11, 965 nucleotides long. RefSeq lists its product as hypothetical. The coding region runs from base 216 to 887 and encodes 223 amino acids. NCBI's taxonomy places the organism in Eukaryota, Fungi, Ascomycota, Sordariomycetes, Glomerellales, Plectosphaerellaceae. The record is from RefSeq and is a predicted model, not a curated record. The transcript has 2 exons.
GGUUCCCGGACAGUCUAUCUAUCCCCCAUCACAGUUCGCCUCCUGGCAGCCCCAGCGCGCUCUGCUUUCAGGCUUCGUCGACCGCACCUGGUCUACACGGUACGAUCCCGUCAGUGGCAGCUGGGUCAACACGUAUCAUCCAGCAGAUCGCUGAAUAGAUACCAACCACUUCCCUUGAGUCGGACCUCUCGCUGUCUCAAAGACAACCGCUCACCAUGAAUCCUCGGUUUGGACGCGACUCCGGACCUCCCCCUCCGCUCGGACCCCCGGGCCAGGCUUCUGUUCCUCAAGCCUAUAUCCCCUAUGGCUAUAGCCAUUAUGUCUCACCACUCGGCUACCCCUUGUCCUAUCAGUCGGCCUGGGGUGUCCCAACCAUCUACGCCGGCGCGGGCCAGAACGUCAUACCCCUUCAGCCCAACGGCGUCAAUAAUGCCUACGCCCGUACGCCGACCAACCAACCCGCCUCGGGCGGAACCAUGCCAGCCUCCCAGAUGAUCAACUCGACGGGGGGCGCCGGUUGCGAGCCCGGGUACAACUACUUCUUCCCGCCCGAGCACACCAAGAUCCACGUCUUCAAGACCGCCACGCCGCCCUGGCAACUCCCCGCACACACGGCCAUCGAGUUCCACGCCUGCCAUGUCCCCGUGUCGGCCAGGGUCCAGGACAUCCUCAAGGGGUUCGGCGCCACGGGGCCGUCGGCGCGGAAGAACAAGUGCUACGAGAUCACCCAGGGCGGGAACGGUCGCUGGUACAAGGGCUUGUGCUUCGGCGCCGAUGACAAGGAUAUGAUGAAGAAGGCUAUCAAGGAUGUUGGCUGGGAUGCGUCCCGUACGGGGCUCCCUGGCGAGAAGCCUGUUGUUUGUCUUUGGCUUACCAAGGAUGGCUGAGCGGACAUUUUGGUGUGCUAUGACAUGGGGGCCGUUGACGGAGAUGUGAUGCUGGUUGUUUGAUAUUUAUGAACUCGG